Messenger RNA from Lactuca virosa, 213 nucleotides. NCBI's taxonomy places the organism in Eukaryota, Viridiplantae, Streptophyta, Magnoliopsida, Asterales, Asteraceae. The record is from the annotation of a GenBank genome assembly.
AUGACCAAGGGAGGGUGCUACGCGACGGUGGUGAGCUCAAAGGAGUGGUAUGGGAGGUCGGGGUUGGUCGUAAUCACAAAGAGAAGAGCUGGCGGUGAGCUAGGAUUCGAAGGAGGAGGGUGGAGGAGGCUGGGAAAGGUGAGGCAACUCCGAUGGUCGGAAGCCUCUUCUUGGCCGGUGGUGAAGAAAAACGGGAAGGGAAGAGAGAGGUGA